This is a messenger RNA of Medioppia subpectinata, 4416 nucleotides long. Lineage: Eukaryota; Metazoa; Arthropoda; Arachnida; Sarcoptiformes; Oppiidae. The record is from the annotation of a GenBank genome assembly.
CUUAAGGAUUGCGCGGAGAUUAAGAAGAAUUCGACAAAACGUGUGAACGAAUUGAACGAUAAGCUCAAGAAUUCAAAGUCUAUUCGCGAGAGAGAACACAAAGAGGCGGAACAGAACCUGAAGAACGCCAGAACUCAGGCCGAAAAGGCGCGCAAAGCUAUGGCUGACGACCAGCAGAAAGCAGAGAGUCUUCAGCUCGAGAUCGAAGAGUUGACUAAACAAAUGGUUUCGUGUGAACAACAACUCAAUCAAUUCCGAACAGAAAUCGUUGAUAAGCGUAAAGAAGUGACAGAAUUUGAAGAGCGAGUGAAUGAAGUGAAGCAAAGGGUCAGUGAAUUGAGUGCAGAACUAAAAGAACACAAAAGGCUUUUAAAGACACAUUCGGACGAAAUGUCAAAAAUGCAGAAACAAAGGGAAUCCGUUCUGAAGAAGGCCGAAGAGAAUGAACUCAAAAUCAAACAAAUUAAAUACGAGAUCGAAAAAAUCAAGAACUCUUCCGCAGAAUCGGCACAAAAUGUAAAGCAUAUGAAGAGAAAGAAUCCGUGGAUUGAAGAGGAGAGGCAUUUGUUUGGCAAUGAGAGCGCCGGAUAUGUUAGGUUUGAUUAUAAGGAUCCGCACCACAACUUUGAUAGAAGCGCUGUUAUUGGCGUCGUUUGCAAUCUUUUUCGCGUCAGAGACACGAAGUAUGCGUACGCUUUAGAGAAGGCCGUCGGCGGACGACUGUAUAAUGUGGUGAUGAGAGACAGCCAAUCGGCCAAAGCUAUCCUCGAUAGGGGACAGUUGCGGGAGAGGCGAACACUUAUACCACUCGAUCGCAUCCAAGGCUACGACGCCGACCCCAGAGCGCUGAAGAGAGCGCGCAAUAUUGUCGGCCACGAGAAUGUGGACUACGCUAUCAAUUAUGUGGAUUACGACCCGAGUCUUAGCGUUGCGAUGAAACAUGUUUUCGGCGACACAAUGAUUGUGCCCGACAUGGAAAUCGCCAAAAGGAUUGUCUAUGAAGUUCACAAAACUGCCGUUACUUUGGAUGGAGAAGUGAUUGAACCGUCGGGUGUUCUGUCCGGUGGCUCCACAUCACAAGGAACUCAACUCUUAGCAAAAGUGGCAGAGAUUUUAGACAAGCGAAGAAUGUUUGAGGAAUUGAAACAUUCUAUGACUGAAAUGGAGAGAGAAUUUCAAAAUUUAAACAAAGACUCCAAGAAUUAUAUGACAACUAAACAAAGCUUUGAACUGAAGGAACGCGAAGCAGAACUGGUCCGACAGAGACUACAACAGGGAAACAGCGCUCACAGUCUGAUGGAAGAGAUCGAAGCGUUGAGACAAACGAUUGAAACCGAAGAGAAAGCUCUUAAGGAUUGCGCGGAGAUUAAGAAGAAUUCGACAAAACGUGUGAACGAAUUGAACGAUAAGCUCAAGAAUUCAAAGUCUAUUCGCGAGAGAGAACACAAAGAGGCGGAACAGAACCUGAAGAACGCCAGAACUCAGGCCGAAAAGGCGCGCAAAGCUAUGGCUGACGACCAACAGAAAGCAGAGAGUCUUCAGCUCGAGAUCGAAGAGUUGACUAAACAGAUGGUGUCUUGUGAACAACAACUCAAUCAAUUCCGAACAGAAAUCGUUGACAAACGUAAAGAAGUGACAGAAUUUGAAGAGCGAGUGAAUGAAGUGAAGCAAAGGGUCAGUGAAUUGAGUGCAGAACUAAAAGAACACAAAAGGCUUUUAAAGACACAUUCGGACGAAAUGUCAAAAAUGCAGAAACAAAGGGAAUCCGUUCUGAAGAAGGCCGAAGAGAAUGAACUCAAAAUCAAACAAAUUAAAUAUGAGAUCGAAAAAAUCAAGAACUCUUCGGCAGAAUCGGCACAAAAUGUAAAGCAUAUGAAGAGAAAGAAUCCGUGGAUUGAAGAGGAGAGGCAUUUGUUUGGCAAUGAGAGCGCCGGAUAUGGUUUCAAUAAUUUCGAUGGCAGUGACUCUAACCGACGAUUAGAGCGAUUGAAAUCAACGAAAGCUUCUCUCGCGAAGACGGUUAACAUGAGAGCGAAUAUUAUGUUAAGCGAUAAGGAAAAAGAGUCGGAAGAGUUGAGUCGAAAACGUGGUAUUGUGGCCACAGAUAAGUAUAAUCUAAUCCAUUAUAUGGAGGAAAUGGACCAAAAGAAAAAGGACGCCCUCUUCAAGGCGUGGGAGAAGAUUAAUGUGGAUUUUGGCGAUAUUUUCUCUACAUUUCUGCCCAAUUCUAACGCCAAACUGGAAGCGCCCGAAGGCAAAGACGUGACCGACGGGUUGGAAGUGAAAGUGGCGUUCGGAGACGUCUGGAAGGACUCGUUAACCGAAUUGAGUGGCGGUCAGCGAUCGCUGGUGGCGUUGUCGCUGAUUCUGGCGCUACUGAAGUACAAUCCGGCGCCGCUUUAUAUCCUCGACGAAGUGGACGCAGCCCUCGACCAGAGCCACACACAGAACACUGGAAUUAUGAUUAGAACUCAUUUCCGUAAUUCUCAGUUUAUAAUAGUGUCCCUCAAAGACGACAUGUUUAACAACGCGAACGUUCUGUUCAAGACUCGGCUUUUAAAGACACAUUCGGACGAAAUGUCAAAAAUGCAGAAACAAAGGGAAUCCGUUCUGAAGAAGGCCGAAGAGAAUGAACUCAAAAUCAAACAAAUUAAAUACGAGAUCGAAAAAAUCAAGAACUCUUCCGCAGAAUCGGCACAAAAUGUAAAGCAUAUGAAGAGAAAGAAUCCGUGGAUUGAAGAGGAGAGGCAUUUGUUUGGCAAUGAGAGCGCCGGAUAUGGUUUUAAUAAUUUCGAUGGCAGUGACUCUAACCGACGAUUAGAGCGAUUAAAAUCAACGAAAGCGUCUCUCGCGAAGACGGUUAACAUGAGAGCGAAUAUUAUGUUAAGCGAUAAGGAAAAAGAGUCGGAAGAGUUGAGUCGAAAGCGUGGUAUUGUGGCCACAGAUAAGUAUAAUCUAAUCCAUUAUAUGGAGGAAAUGGACCAAAAGAAAAAGGACGCCCUCUUCAAGGCUUGGGAGAAGAUUAAUGUGGAUUUCGGCGAUAUUUUCUCUACAUUUUUGCCCAAUUCUAACGCCAAACUGGAAGCGCCCGAAGGCAAAGACGUGACCGACGGGUUGGAAGUGAAAGUGGCGUUCGGAGACGUCUGGAAGGACUCGUUGACCGAAUUGAGUGGCGGCCAGCGAUCGCUGGUGGCGUUGUCGCUGAUUCUGGCGCUACUGAAGUACAAUCCGGCGCCGCUUUAUAUCCUCGACGAAGUGGACGCAGCCCUCGAUCAGAGCCACACACAGAACACCGGAAUUAUGAUUAGAACUCAUUUCCGUAAUUCUCAGUUUAUAAUAGUGUCCCUCAAAGACGACAUGUUUAACAACGCGAACGUUCUGUUCAAGACUCGUUCACACCAACUCUUCGUUCACCGCAAACACCAAUUGAUUGCAUUUCCAUACAAAUCGUGUCAACCGUUGAGCACAUCAUCCAAACCAUCACUAAUGGGGAAGAAGGCCAUUCUGUUAGGCGUUUACGAGAAGAGCGACGACAAAGACAACUAUGUCUUCACUCAAAACGCCACCAAAUUUGAUGAGACAAUUGAUGGCAAACUCACGAACGCUAUAAACAUAAUCGGACCCUUGAAGAAGAGUAAGUGUCGCGUCUUUUACGGCUUGAGUCCAUCGCAUCCGGUGGUGGCUGUCGUCGGUUUGGGUCCAAACAAUGCCGGCUAUAACGACGCCGAAGAGGUGGAUGAAGACCGCGAGAACAUCCGCACCGCCAUCGCUGUCGGCGCCCGAACUCUCAGAGAUAUUGGAACUAUUGAUGAGAUCGAUGUCGACGACUGCGGCGACGGAGUGGCGGCCGCAGAGGGAAGUCAUUUGAUUCUCUAUAAUUACGACGAACUGAAAGGCGAUUCUCUGAAGAAACCGGUCAUUAAAUUAAACCAUUUGAAUGCUUUGAACGACUCGUCGGCCGAAUCCAAAUGGAAUUAUGGCCAAAGUCUGGCCGUCGGACAGAACUUCACCCGAAAACUGAUGGAAACACCGGCAAAUCUGAUGACUCCAACCAAAUUUGCUAACAUUGCUGUCCAAGAGUUAACUAAACUUGGUGUUGAGGUUCACGUGCGGGACAGGGCGUGGGCUGAGGCCAAGAAAAUGGGAUCAUUUCUAAGCGUGGCUAACGGUUCCGAUGAACCGCCGAUAUUUUUAGAACUUCACUACAAUAACGCACCCAAUACUAAGCCAUUGGUCUUUGUGGGCAAAGGUAUCACUUUCGACAGCGGAGGCAUCUCUUUGAAACCGUCCGCAAAUAUGGACAAAAUGAGGGCCGAUAUGGGCGGAGCGGCCAAUGUUUUCGGCGCCAUCUCUACACUCGCCGCCACUAAAGCGGCUGUUAAUGUGAUCGGCGAGUAUUGCCAUCGAUUGACAUAA